AGCUGUGUUUUUUUGAGAUCCUCAGCAGUAACCUUUAGGAUUUAGAAAACAUACGAGACUUGAGCGUUAGUGACACAUGAACUGUGGGCAAGCCAUUGCAUCUGAACAAAGAGCCUGAGGCACAUUACUGGAGACAGCUUCUCAUCUGACACAUAACAGGCUUUCCAGUUGAGAAGAAAGUAUUGUUUCUGCUACCAUGAUAGCCAUACAAGGAACAGAACAGACUGCACUGGAAGCUGGUUAUGGGGCACAGCAGAGUGGACAACCUUUAUAUGUGAAUUCAAAUUCAUGGAAAAGAAUGACAGAGAAGUUCUUGAAGGGAGAACCCAAAAUCCUUGGGAUUGUGCAGAUUGUGAUUGCCAUCAUGAACUUCAGCAUAGGAAUUAUCAUGAUAAGUGUCACUGUGCCAUCCGAUGAAAUACCCCCUGUUUCAGUGCACAUAGGAUACCCAGUUUGGGGGUCCAUAAUGUUUAUUAUUUCAGGAUCAUUUUCAAUUGUAGCAGCAAGAAGAACUACAAAAGGUUUGGUUCGAAGCAGCCUAGGCUUGAACAUUACCAGCUCCGUGUUUGCCUUCGCAGGGAUAGUAAUCAGCUCAGUGAGCCCAGGCAUUUAUUCUUUCCAUGUAUAUUACUGUACAUAUAGAAGUACAUCAGAAGGCUGUCAAAUGACCUUGUCCAUUUUAAUGGGCCUGGAUAUUGUGGUAGUCAUUUUAAGCGUGCUGGAAUUCUGCAUAGGAAUAUCCCUCUCUGCCUUUGGAUGCCGGGCGAUGUGUUGUAUCCCUGGUGAGGUCGUGAUAAUUAUGCCAUCAAAUCCUACCAAGGCAGAGACAGCAUAUCCUGAAUCACUUCAAAGUGGAUUGAUGCCACCAGGACACCAAAAGAAAAAUGUUUCAGAAAAUAUGCACUGAUUAUUUUUCAAGAACCACGCAUGGGAAAACACAAGAAUCCAACUCUGAUGUCUGUGUAUGCAUCCAUGAGUGUGUGUACAUACCUAUGCAUGUGCAAAUUCACGGUGUGUGUGUGUAUGUGUGUGUGUGUAUGUGUGUGUCUGUUUGAGAUGACAUUCUCAUAUUUCACGAGGAAGCUGGCAGAUUAUUCCACUGGCUCUCCCUAAGAGUAUCAGAAUGUAAUAAAUAAACCAACCAUUUACUGACUAAA
Molecule: messenger RNA, 1157 nt
Organism: Mastomys coucha (southern multimammate mouse)
Lineage: Eukaryota; Metazoa; Chordata; Mammalia; Rodentia; Muridae
Gene: Ms4a4a
Product: membrane spanning 4-domains A4A
Exons: 7
Coding region: 197-907 (236 amino acids)
Cellular component (GO): membrane; Golgi apparatus
Source: RefSeq, a predicted model, not a curated record